AUGCCUCAGGACAGUCUCAGUAGUGAAACCCUGCGAUCAUCUCUGCUUUACCAGCAACCUCAGAGCCUGAUUCAGCCAUCCUUGCAGGCAGAAAUGGACUGUGAUGUGAGCAAUCCGUUACAGCCUGUGUUCUUUCCUGUGGAUCCCAACUUCAACGGGCUUUUCCGCAACCGCUCCAUCUCCCCCAACAGCCUGCUGGAGACCACCAUUAGUGAAGAAGUAAGGCAAGAGAAGGAGCUGGAAGACGAAAUUAAGGCAUAUGACCACCCCAUCCGCAUCCCUAGCAACACCAGCAGGAGGCACACACUGGCCGAAGUGACCACUCAUUUCUAUCAGCAUGCCCCUCCAUGUAUAGUCAUUUCCUCUUCUGCAAGCCCCACCGAGGGAACUAGUUCAGACAGCUGCCUUACUUCAUCUUCAAAUGACAGCUCAGUGGCCCUGAGCAGCUGUUUGGCAGGUCAAGUAAUGACGGGGAGCCCAGCCACAGCUAGGAUGACAUCGCCCUUCCUAGCUUCCCAGUCUGACGCUCCGGUGUUACAAGCCCAGGGCUGCAUGGGAGGUGCUUCUCUCCUGCCUGUCAGCUUCCAAGAAGGAAGGCGAGCAUCUGAUACCUCAUUAACUCAAGGCUUGAAGGCUUUUAGGCAGCAGCUGCGGAAGAACGCUCGAGCCAAGGGGUUUCUCGGCUUGAAUAAAAUCAAAGGCUUUGCUCGGCAGGUGUGUCAGUCCUCCUCAUCUCGGGCAGCAAGGAGUGCCAUGAGCCCUUUCCAACACACGCAGCCGAACACCUGCAUGUACAGCAGCAGCGGGAGCAGCAGAGAGGGAAGAAGCCUCCUGGAGGAGGUGCUACAGCAGCAGAGAAUGCUCCAGCUCCAGCAUCACCAGCUACUCCAGACAGCUUGUCCCCAGACUUCUCAGACAUCUGCAACAAAUGGCGUCCCCUCCUCUGAUAGCAUAGGUACCUGCAAAGCAUCCAAUUCUCUUCUGUUGUCAGAGCUACAAAGAGAGAACUCAUUUGAGCUGGCCUUUGCUGGCAACAGCCAACUGCUCCAACCUCAUUUCUUUGGUGUCAGCGUGUCACCGGUGUCCUCAGCAGCUCACCUUCUAGACACGCACCUGUACAUCAGCAGCAACGUCUCUCCAGUCAGCACCACCUUCUCUCAGCAACAGGGUUUCUCUGCACAGUCUCCAAGCUAUGAUGCUGUCACUCUGCAGCACGGGGACUGUGAGAUGGAGGACCUGACUUCCAACCAGCUAGGGAAGUUUGUCCUAGUCAAAUGAGAGCCCCGGCUGCUAUAGCUCGCGCUGCUCUUGUUGCGAAGAACUUUCACCACUGUUCCAUGGCGUGUGUGGGUCCAUGGCUGGCUGGUGUCGUGUGGACGAGUGACUCUCAGAAGCAAUAAAUUUUGAAGUAUGUGAAGAGGCUGUCUGGCUCAGAAAGCUAGCAACUUUAUAGAACUGAAACAAGCAAUAUGUAUGUCUUUUUGCUUCUACUAUUCUUGCACUGAACAAAUAUGAAUAGAAACUGAAUUUUUUAAAGGAAAAAUAAUGAUGGGGAAGAUGGGUGGGGCAUUUGUGGGGACAGGGAGGGAUGUGGUUGGGGAAGAACUCUUCGGUACUGUACUCAAGUCAGACCAAUACAGCUCUGCUGUUAUGCAAGAUUAGCAGCUGUCAGUAGUGGUGACACAGCAGGGAGAGGCUUUUCAAAGAAGGGACCAGAGCCUCCCUUUUUCACAAUAUUCAUUUAUGGGUUUGUGAAGAUGAUUACCUCUUUUAAAGAAAAUAAACAGAAAACCAGUGGCAUGCAGCAUUAUGCAUUCAUAGAAGACAAAAAUGGAAGCAUUGCCAUUUGUUGUUGGGGUUUUUUUUUCUGCUGUUAACACUCGUUUUAUUUAAAGGAACCAACAUCCCCAUUCCACGCCUCCCAGAUACAUAUACUUUAAAUGAAAACUGUGAACUUCUUGCUUGAUACAUCAGCUGGAAAAGCUUAAAAAAAACCACUUCUAAUUAGUACGGAAGCAAGUAAGCUAUUGAAAAUGUAUCCCUUGAUAUCAGAAUCCAAAUUGCAUAAUUGUCUGGUCUUUUGCAGUGAUGUUUGUUUGGGGGUGGUGUGUGUGCAUAUACAUAUAUACGCAUGUGCACACACAUAUAUUUUGUCGGUCUGAAUAAUCUUUAGGAAUCUUUUUAUAAAUGCUAAGUUUUUUCAUAUUCUUGCAGAGGCACUGAGGAGGGAAGCAUUAGCACCGGUGGGGCGAUGGGAAGGGUUUUCUCUUUUAAAAAGCCCUCUUGGAGGUUGCCUACAAAGUUGCCCGAGGGGUAUUUCUUAGUGCUGCACAUUGUUAUUUCCGCUGCUAAUUACGUUUUUAUGCAUUUCAUUAUCAGGGUCCAAACAGAACUGACUCUUGGGGAAAUGUGCAAUAUUGAGGUUAUAAUUAUAUACUGACAAAGACAAAAGGAACAGGCUAGAACAGAAUUCUGCUCUAACAGAGUACAGCUAUCUCUGAACAAAACUGUAUUAAAAGUGAGUAAAACAGCACAAUCUUUGGGUGUUUGUUUUUGGUUGGUUUGUUUUUGGCAUAUUAGCAAAAUGAGGUUUUGGAUUAGAUAGGUGUUUUUUUGGUAUGGUUUUUAAUGCUGUAUAUGUAUAUAAAUAGGAAGCAGAAAACUGUAUAACACUAGUUAUUUUUUAUAUUUUGUAGUAUGCUUAUAUUGUGUUUCUGGUAUAAACCCCACUCCCCUCCCAAGGCAGAGCAUGACUUCCGUUGGUAUCAGAAGUUAUGCUGAGGUAUAAAGGGGAGAACAGACUGUGCUCCUACGGGAAUGAAUAGGGUAGGGUGUGCAAACUUUGGAAGCAGGUGAGCAGACAGUGAGCCAGCCUGGCUGGAAGCUGCCAUCCGAAUGUCAGAAAAUAGCUGCAUUCUGCCUAAAUGCUUAAAGGACCCAUCUCCCUGGCGUGACACAGGGUGCCUUCAAGUUACCUUGGCUUCAUGCAACCUGCAGUAUUACGCAUUUGCAAAUAAUGUAGAUACCUGUUUUUGUGUUUGUUUUGUUUUUUUAAAAAAAGAAAAAAAGCCAAAGAUCGACCAGGUUAAUUGGUGGGAGUCGGAAGGGUUGAGGAUGUCACAUGGCUCUGUCUGUGGCUCUCCAUGAACAACCUCUUUAUCUGUGUGUCUGUAUUGGUGCAUCUCCAGCUUGCCACUGCUGCUACGUGGUCUGGAAGCUUCAAAGUGAGAGAAAAUCGCUUGAGUGGAAUAUCUGUUAACGAGUGGUGCCUUGCAGCAGAGAAAACACCAAAGUCUCAUGCUCAUUUGUAGUGGUUUUCAAUAAAAAACAAAACAAAAAAAACCAACCCAAAACCCAGAUUGCGUGGAGAUGGCUGGAGAGGAGGGCAAGAAGAAGCCAGCUUGCUACAAAGCAGCAACUUUGCCUUCAGUUUUGUAAGGGGUAGCACACAUACUGAAAACGCAGAAUUUCCUCUUCAAUGUUUGUUUUCUUUAAUGCCAUGGAUCAAAAGGCCACAGAUUCUUUUGUUUCCUGUCCUGAGCAAUGACAAGCACUUUACUUUCAUAGGUUUGUUUUUUUUUUUUCCAAUUGCUGUAGAACCUCUUUGGAAUUAUUGCUGGAGCAGAAAGAGGUCAUUUUAAACGUUUGGGUUUUUUUGUAGAUAUCUCGACAGUGCUGUUCUGCAGACUGCAAUGCAAUAGGGUAUUUAAAGACACUACGUGAUUGGUUUAAUUGAGAUGUAUAGUUUAUUUUUUAUCAUGACUGAACAAUCAUUUUAUUUCUUAUGUUAAAAUGAGAGGUGUACACCAAGAUGAUUAGUCGAUGUGUUUUAUUUAAUAUUUAAAUAAAAAAUGUUUUAAAAU
Messenger RNA from Pelecanus crispus (Dalmatian pelican), 3863 nucleotides. The record is from RefSeq and is a predicted model, not a curated record. Lineage: Eukaryota; Metazoa; Chordata; Aves; Pelecaniformes; Pelecanidae.